Jatropha curcas is the source of this 2550-nucleotide messenger RNA. Its product is annotated as RNI-like superfamily protein. Gene Ontology annotation, cellular component: SCF ubiquitin ligase complex. The record is from RefSeq and is a predicted model, not a curated record. NCBI's taxonomy places the organism in Eukaryota, Viridiplantae, Streptophyta, Magnoliopsida, Malpighiales, Euphorbiaceae. Gene Ontology annotation, biological process: SCF-dependent proteasomal ubiquitin-dependent protein catabolic process. Gene Ontology annotation, molecular function: protein binding.
CGUAUAUGAAAGUGGAAAAAUUAGAGUGACUCCAGAAAAGCAUAAUCAUUUUAUAAUUUAUAUAUUGUAGAAUCUGAACUCCCAAAUUCAGUGGAAGACGAGUCGGUUUCUUGAUUAAACUUUGUUCUCUUUUCUCGAGAAAUUGACGGAACUUUGCAUUCGAGAACAAGAAAGAAAGAAAGACUGGGAAGAAAUUUAUAGAUGGAUUUGGGGGACGGAAACGAGAAAGAGAAACCCAAAAUUGAUCUGAAUUUACCGGUCCAAGAGCCUUUAAGUGGAUUAGGGUUUGAAGAUUCUGUUUCUUUGAAUUACGUUUUCCAUCAGAAACCCAAAAUUGAUCUGGAUUUUCUAGUCCAAGAGUCUUUAAGUGGAUCAGAGUUUGAAGAUUUUAUUGCUUUCAAUUCCGGUUUCCACCAGAAAAAAACGGACUUCGGGUUAGUUGAUAGUAGUGAUCCGGAUAAUUGUUAUGGUGGUAAUAUCUGGAGAAUGGAGAGAGACCCAGGUGUUGAAGGGAGUAAUUCUUCGAGUAAGAGAAGGAGAUUCUCCGUUGAAGAAAAGGCAAAGGCCAAAAUUGAUAAUAGAAUGGAGAAUCAGGAUUUUGAGCAAUACCCAAUUGAAGAAGUAAUUGGAAAGAUAGAUGUAGUCUAUGUAUCCUCUUCAAGUAGUGAUGAGCCAGGAAUGCUAAACAAGGAACUUGUAGAGCUAAAUCUUUUUGUGGAGGAACAUGUUUUGCCUAGAGAAGAAGCUGUGGAGUCGGAUGUGACAAGUCCCUUUUUCAAUGAAACUGAAGAAAUAUCAAGAAUAGAACCCACAAAAAAGCAGCGUUGUAUAGCUAAAAGUGUUGCUCAAAGACUUGCACAUCCUGAACAGCAUCAGCAAGGAACAGGAAUCAAAGAAAGAGCAACAAAAUUGAGUGAAGUUGAUAGCAAAUUAGAUGAUUCUCAAAGUCCAUUUUUUUUGGCAAUGGAAGCAAUCAAGAAGAGGAAUUUUCGUAAGGAAUGGGGGCCUGCAACAAACAAAGGACCCAGAAGGAAUGUUCCUAAACUGUUGGAUCUUAGUCUCAGAGUUCUUGCUAGGAAUGCUGAUAAAAUUGUGUCACUUGAAUUUGUUCCAGACCAUUUAAGGCAUAGGCUUAGUCAAAUGGUUUGUUCUUCUGGAAAAAUGGAUGCACGCUUUGUUGAACUUCUUGCAAGGAAUUCUCCGACUGAAAUACGCGUUAGGGGCGCCUCAAACUUGACAGAAGACGAAUGUACCAAAAUAUUUGGUUCCUGUCAUUUCAAGAACUUGACUGUGCUACAACUUGACCUUUGUGGACUAUGUAUGACUGAUUAUGUAUUGGGUGACACAUUAGCUCUGAAAUUGAACAGCCUUCCUAAACUAGCCACCAUAUCUUUGAGGGGUGCACAUCGUUUAUCUGAUAAUGGGCUAGGUGAGUUUGCUGUUUGUGCACCUGCAUUACAAUCUAUAAAUCUUAGCCAGUGCUCUCUUCUAACAUAUCGUGGCAUCGAAGUUCUAGCUAAUCAUUAUGGAUCUACUUUGAGAGAGCUAUAUAUAGAUGAUUGUCAAAGCAUACACGCCACACGUAUUUUACCAGCAUUGAAGAAAUUCAAGCAUCUAGAAGUGUUGUCAGUAGCAGGUAUUCAGACUGUUAAUGAUGUUUUUGUUAUUAGAAUUGUUGAAGCACAUGGCAUGAAUCUCAAGGAGCUUGUUUUUGCUAAUUGCGAGAGGUUGACUGAUGAAGCACUUAAAUUUGUGGGCAAAUCUUGUCCCAAUUUAUGUGCCAUUGACCUUUCACAUUUGCAUAACUUGACAGAUUCAGCUUUACAAUAUCUAGCAGAUGGUUGUCGAUCAAUUCGCAAACUCACACUUCGCCACAAUGAUUUUAGUGAUGAAGCUAUUGCUGCCUUCUUGGAAGUCUCUGGGAAGUCUCUAAAUGUGCUUUCACUGAAUCACAUCAGCAGGGUCGGUUUCAACACUGCUGAAUCAAUUGCCAAAUGUUCAAGAAACCUGUUGAAUUUGGACUUGUCGUGGUGCCGCAAGUUAACAAAUGAGGCUAUCAGAUGGAUUGUUGACUGCUGCUCAUCACUGAAGGAGCUCAAAAUCUUUGGAUGCACACAGAUUACAGAUGUGUUUGUGAACGGCCACUCCAAUUCUCUGGUGAAUAUCAUUGGAUAUAAGAUGACUUCAAUUUUGGAAACUGUUGAUUUGUUUAGACCUGAAGAACCUCCAUUACGCUAUUCUCCUCUGUUAGAUUUCGCUGAGGAGAAGAAUGGAGAUUCCUCUCAUCCUUAAAUUUUGCUAAUCUCUGCUCCACAUGAAAAAUGCCUCUGUUUCCUAACAUCUAAUAUUCUUCAAAGAUGAAAAAACAAAAAUUACAAAUUGGAGAAUUAGGAAUUUUUGGUUGGAAGGAUCAGGAUUUGGAUUUCCAGUAAAAACUCUUUUCCAGGAUUCAUUUUCUGCUAAUAGCAAAUUAGCAUGUAAUUUAAUUUGUAAGAACUCAUUAUAUCACCUUCAUUGAACAUAAAGAAUCGUACUGGUACUAAAAUUCAA